CAAAUUGCACAGUACCUGCAGGCCGCGAAAACAAGGGAUCAAGAGGGUGUGUGGGAGUGAACAGUGGAAGCUCUGAGCAAUGUGUUAUGAAGUCAAUUUUAAUGCGGACCACGAGUUUAACCAAUCGCCGCCCCAACUCAGCUGCAAGACCAUCAACCCGCCCGUCCGGAAGCGGCUUGGCAACUGUAAUGCAACUACAUUCGUCUCAUUCCUUGCAGUGGCAUGAGAGGCUCUUCUGGGUGGCGUUUUCAGUGAUUCCUGGUGUUAUUCCUAGGAUUUUGGGCUUGGAAAGACAAAAGAUCGGAGCGCAGUAAAUGGUAAUAUAGUAAUGCUUCUAGUGAUCUACAUGAUAAUCUCUUCGAUUAGAGCUAGGAGUUGUACUUGGCUACAAGGGUAACAGUUAUGCAGAUGAUAAAGAGGGGAUAUCUGAAUCAAACGUGGGG
This is a messenger RNA of Mollisia scopiformis, 443 nucleotides long. RefSeq lists its product as uncharacterized. The transcript has a single exon. Gene Ontology annotation, cellular component: ribosome. Gene Ontology annotation, molecular function: structural constituent of ribosome. Bases 87 to 314 code for a protein of 75 amino acids. Gene Ontology annotation, biological process: translation. Lineage: Eukaryota; Fungi; Ascomycota; Leotiomycetes; Helotiales; Mollisiaceae. The record is from RefSeq and is a predicted model, not a curated record.